AUCGAAGUUUCAUCGCUAGUGUUCUUCGGAUGUUUUAGCCAGCCAGCAACCUCUUCCGGCGUGCUUUCGUUUUUGCUCUCGGGUCCGGGGGCCUCAAGGUGAUCUGAAAUACAUCGCAUUUAUGUGAUCUCGUUGACAUUACCCCCAUAUGCCACAUUGCUUUGUCGUUCAUUCACCCGUUUACCAACCGCCUCCAACACUGACGCAUUAAUAAAGACUUCCUUAAGCGGAGAGAUUUUUUGUUUAUUCCACUGGCUGCCUUUGCGUAUUUUGUGCUUGCGAUCCUGAUUUCAGUUUUCUUAUCUUUCAUUUGUGCUGACGAAGUAAUCAUGAUGUCCGGGAAGUACAUACGCUACAUACUCUUUGCAGUGCUGGGCAUUGCAAUCCUCCACUUCAUUGCCUCAUCUUCCCUACCUAGGCCUAGUAUUCCUGCUGCUCUCACUAAAACGAAUCCGAAACAAAACGAGAGCCCCCCAACACAGCCUGGAAACGUCGGCCCGCAAGCCACCACUGCUGGUGGCGUUACAAAAAUGCAAACGGCUUCGUUGUCCCAACCGACGAAAGCAGCACUCCCUCCCACUGGAAACACUACUUCUGGCCCCAAGUCUGACGGAGAAUCUGGAAAAUCAGACCGUGUCAGCGCAACUUUCGUGUCUUUGGUGAGAGACUCGGAUCUUUGGGAAAUGGUGAAAUCUAUUCGACAAGUCGAAGAUCGCUUUAACAGGAACUACCACUACGACUGGGUUUUCUUGAAUGAUGGGGACUUUAGCGAGAACUUCAAGACCGUCACCUCCGCUUUGGUAUCUGGGAAAGCUUACUAUGGCAAAAUUCCAGAGGAGCAUUGGUCUUUCCCAGAGUGGAUUGAUCAAAACAAAGCUGCUGAAGCUCGUAAAGAGAUGGAGGAGAAGAACGUUAUUUACGGUGGCUCCAUCAGCUACAGACACAUGUGCCGUUACGAAUCGGGCUUCUUUUUCAGACAUGAACUCAUGCUCAAUUACGAUUACUACUGGCGUGUUGAGCCCAGUGUCAAAUACUUCUGCGACAUUGAUUUCGACGCAUUCAAAUUCAUGAAGGAUAACAAAAAGAAGUACAGUUUCGUUCUGAGUCUCCACGAAUACAGAGAAACGGUUGCAACUCUUUGGGACAGUGUUAAAAAGUUUAUGGAGAAACACCCUGAACAUAUCGUUCAGGGUAAUAACCUGGAAUUCGUGUCCGAAGAUGGAGGUAAAACAUACAACAUGUGCCAUUUCUGGUCGAAUUUCGAGAUCGGUGAUUUGAACUGGCUACGCUCGAAGGCAUAUCUGGAUUAUUUCGAUGUCCUUGACAAGGAUGGGGGUUUUUUCUACGAAAGAUGGGGCGAUGCACCAGUACAUUCCAUUGCAGCAUCUAUUCUGCUCAAAAAGGAAGAAGUUCAUUUCUUCGAUCAGAUCGGCUAUUAUCACGUCCCAUUCACACACUGUCCGACUGGCGAGCAGAGAAGAACGGAGUGGAAGUGUGCUUGCAACCCUGGGGAUAAUUUUGACUGGAAAGGUCACUCAUGCACAACUCGGUUUUUCGACCUCCUCAAGUUGCAAAAACCCGAAGGUUAUGAGAAUGAGACCUGA
This is a messenger RNA of Coccidioides posadasii C735 delta SOWgp, 1604 nucleotides long. NCBI's taxonomy places the organism in Eukaryota, Fungi, Ascomycota, Eurotiomycetes, Onygenales, Onygenaceae. The record is from RefSeq and is a predicted model, not a curated record.